This is a messenger RNA of Cavenderia fasciculata, 2091 nucleotides long. RefSeq lists its product as uncharacterized. The transcript has a single exon. Lineage: Eukaryota; Evosea; Eumycetozoa; Acytosteliales; Cavenderiaceae. The coding region runs from base 1 to 2091 and encodes 696 amino acids. The record is from RefSeq and is a predicted model, not a curated record.
AUGACUAGUCUUCAUCUAUUAAAGUUAUCUAAUCUAUUACUAUUACAAAUUAUAUCAUCUAUUGACAGUAAUGGAGAUGUGGUGUGUUUGUUGUUAACAUGUAAACAGUUGUAUCAUAAUAGUAUCGGUUUAAGAAGAUUGGUAAAGUUCAAGGGAAUAGAGUUUAUUACUGAUAAUGGUGGCAAAUCAGACAAGUUUAUAGCAACGGCUUUUCAUUUCAACAUCAACUCAUUUAAAGAUAUCUUGGAGAAUAGUAUAUCUGAUCAUCAGGUCGAUCAUAGUCAUUAUCAAAAUAACCACCUUCCUCAAUGGGUACGACAACGCAUCUAUGCCACAGAGAGAGCUGAUAAAAGUGGUAUUACAACAGUAUUGGUGAAUGAUUGCCUACCGUCACUACCACUACAGCCACUCUAUGACAUCCCAUCGGUCGAGACACUUUUUAUUGAUCAAUCAGGCAACCCCUAUGAUCCGAGAGUCAUUGAUCUUGAUGCUAUCUCACAGCUACUUUGUCUCAAACGUCUUUCCUUGCGUUUAAACGAAAUAAAGCUCGGUCCUCACCCAACACUCAAGUGUCUUGAACUCGCUGGACCAACCUAUGGACAACCACCCCUACUAGCCGACUUGGGUCUCACCAAAUUCGUAUCGUUGACAAAGCUGAAAUUAAACAGUUAUUUUACUAGUAUUGGGAUCGAACCAGGUCUAUUUCCAAGCAGUCUGACAUCACUCACUCUGAGGCUUACAGAGAUACCUCCACGAGACACAUUCCUUUCAUUGACGUCGCUAGUCUACCUCGAGAUCCACAUGAAAGAAAAAAUAACUCAUGAGCCACUAAUAAAUCUGGACCAAGAACAACUAUUUAUCGAUCUAGAGAGUCUAACCAACCUACAGACACUCAAGAUAAGAGGCAAUACUGCAAUAUUUCUUACAAGGUACGAGAACAUCACCAUCUCGACUAGUGUCCCUCCUUCACUCAAGAUUCUUUACUUGCAGAAUCAAUGGGUCGAAAUCCCAUCCAGAUGUGUCAUGCCACAAUUGGAGAAAUUAUAUGUGGAACAAUCGUUAUUUAUCAAAGAAAUAAUCAGUUUACAGUCGUGUACAUCCCUCAAGAAACUAUUUAUUUUCGGUUGCAACGAAAUCAUACAAGCCAAUGUCAUCCCAUCAAGCAUAGCUCUCGAAAAGCUUACCAUUAAAAAAUAUACCUCUGAAAAUAUACUUGGACAAGUUGUAUUUCCACCAUCACUCACCCAUCUAUCCAUCGUGGGCGGAGCUGAGAUUGUCCAACUUCCAGACUCACUCAUCAAACUAAAACAGGGAUCCACCAAAGGUACUCCACAGCUCUUACUUCCUCAAAAUUUGAAAAAACUGGUUUGGUAUGACAAUACAGAUUUAGAAUCGAUGGAUAAAAGUGAAGAGUUUCCCUACUCCUCCUCCUCUUAUCCACCAAAUCUUGAAACACUCAAACUACCCGAUGCCCAAGAGGUCUUUAAGAUCGAUGUACCACCAAUCACCAAAUAUCUAUCGGUAUCAUUGUACUCUGUCGGGUCAGAAAUUUAUCCAAUCUUUUCAAUCAGCUCAAUCAUAGCCAACUCUGACCAAUCACAAUGGCUGCCACCCAAUACUACCCAUCUCACUUGCAACCUAUACAACGGUGAUCCUUAUAGCUCAACAGCCUUUAAUUUGGGAGAAGUUAUCAACCACACCAAUGUUAGAUUUUUAAAUAUCGAUUGUGUCAUGUCCCUUGUAUCCUAUCAAUUAUCAAUUCAUAGAUUGGACUCUGAAAAUAACAAUGUAUUGGUAUUGGAAACAAAGUCGUCACUUCAAGGUGGCAUUAUCACUCAGAAAUGGAAACCAAUCAACAAUCUACAGGGCUCGUGGCAUCAAGAACGAGAGAGCAUUUAUGUAUAUUUCUAUUGGGAUAGUCGACGUCGUCAUCAAAUUCAGUUGAAAUCGAGUUUUGUUGGCGCUGACUUUUAUAGUGAUAGAGAUACCUUUGGUGACAAUUAUCUUUCCGACGAUGAAAAUGAUGAUGAGGAUGAAGAAGAUGAUGAAGAUCAAAAUCAAAACCAAGAAUUGGAAAACAGUUAUGAUUAA